This is a messenger RNA of Cuscuta campestris, 443 nucleotides long. Lineage: Eukaryota; Viridiplantae; Streptophyta; Magnoliopsida; Solanales; Convolvulaceae. The record is from the annotation of a GenBank genome assembly.
AGAUAAACAGGGGACGAGUAUUCACUACCCGGACGAAUACUCCCCUUGCCCCAGAGAUCUUUGCGGAACCGUAUCCGUAGGGAUUCAAGAUGCCGUUCGUUAAGCGUUAUGAUGGGGAGUCGGAUCCCCAGGAACACAUAAACAGCUAUGUCCAGGUGAUGAUUGCCAUUGAUGCCAGCGAUGCAUUGAUGUGCCGAUGCUUCUUGCAGACGGUGGAUAGCAAGGUGGCAGAUUGGGUGAAUCACAUUCCUGCCGGAUCGAUCCGGACAUGGGAUGAGUUGGGUUUGCGGUUCCUAGAACAUUUCGCAUGGGAACUGCCGACCCAAGAAGCAUUUCACUCACCUGGCUUCAGUAUGGCAGAAGCACAGAGAAUCCUUGAAGAAUUUCCUAAUACAGUGGAGGAAAGAGUCCAUGGAGGUUGAAGGAACCGACGAUAAAUCCAG